Molecule: messenger RNA, 1412 nt
Organism: Malus domestica (apple)
Lineage: Eukaryota; Viridiplantae; Streptophyta; Magnoliopsida; Rosales; Rosaceae
Source: RefSeq, a predicted model, not a curated record
ACAAAUAAAAAAUUGGAAGCAAUCCCAAUGCUUAGCCAAAACUGCUGGUUCUAAGCUGUUUGAUUACAUGUAGAAGCAAUAUGAGCACAAGCAUUAAGUCGAAUCCCAAGGCUAAUGCUAGGGUUUCCUCCCUCGUCACUCCCUUAUAUAAUCUCUUGUCGGACCAUUUCUUUCCCAUCAAUUCUUCAGCUCACAACACAAACUACAAUCAACAGAAGGAGAAGAGAAGCAUACAUAUUUGGCAGCCAGAAAUGGCGCCUACGAUUAAAAUGUCACAUAUUUUGGUGGCUGUUUUCGUCGUCCUUGUUUCGAUGGAAGCCGCCUUGGUUAUGGGGCAAGGCAAUGGAAACGGGAACGCAAAUGGCAAAAAAGCCGAUGAGGCUAAUUACGACGUGUUGACACCACUGGGAUCCGGGCAGGAGCGAGGGUUCUGCAAAGCAAAGGGGGCUUGCUAUUACAAGACCCUUACGUGCCCGUCGGAAUGCCCUCAGAGAAAGCCGAAGAAGAACAAGAAGAACAAGGGUUGUUUCAUUAACUGCGGUAGCAAGUGUGAAGCUACUUGCAAGUAUAGGAAAUCCAAGUGUGACGGAUAUGGCUCUCUGUGCUACGAUCCUAGGUUUGUUGGCGGUGACGGUGUGAUGUUCUACUUCCAUGGAGCCAAGGGGGGAAACUUUGCCAUUGUUUCAGACACCAACCUCCAAAUCAACGCACACUUCAUCGGGACUCGACCAACAGGAAGGACCCGGGAUUUCACAUGGGUUCAGGCUUUCGCAGUGAUGUUCGACUCUCACACCCUUGUCAUCGCAGCAAAGAGGGUCUCAAAGUGGGAUGACAAAGUUGAUGCUCUCAUGGUAAAGUGGGACGACAAAGUUGUUACCGUCCCCACUGAUGGAGAUGCUGAAUGGAGGACUAACGGCGAAGAUAGAGAGGUAGUAGUGGAAAGAACCGACGACACCAACUACGUUAGGGUUACAGUGGCCGGCCUCGUCGAAAUGGACAUAAGGGUUAGGCCUAUCGGAGAAAAGGAAAACAAGGUUCAUAACUACCAAAUACCAGCUGAUGACACAUUUGCUCACUUGGAGACACAGUUCAGGUUUACCAAUUUAUCCGAUCUUGUGGAGGGAGUUUUGGGCAAGACUUACCGGCCAGGUUACGUUAGUCCGGUCAAGGUCGGAGUCCCGAUGCCAAUGGCAGGCGGGGAGGACAAGUACGAGACUUCAUCCCUCUUUUCGCCUCUCUGCAAGGUUUGCAGGUUCCAAAAACAGCCUGAGCUUGCAGCUGCUGGAGGAAUUGCUCAGUACUGAUGCUGAUCAACAGUAACAAACACUUUAUUUGUGUAUUUUGUGUAAUUUGUUAGCAUUUCAAACAUGAAAUUAAGGAAUAAACAAAUAAGGGCUGCAAAUUAAGCUUUU